Neoarthrinium moseri is the source of this 1038-nucleotide messenger RNA. RefSeq lists its product as uncharacterized. The record is from RefSeq and is a predicted model, not a curated record. The coding region runs from base 1 to 1038 and encodes 345 amino acids. The transcript has 7 exons. Gene Ontology annotation, molecular function: methyltransferase activity. Lineage: Eukaryota; Fungi; Ascomycota; Sordariomycetes; Amphisphaeriales; Apiosporaceae.
AUGGGAAACGGACGAGAUGUCGAGCGCAAACACAGCCGAAGCCCCGAGGGCCCCGCGCCGCAACCUUCGGCAGCGGCGACCACCGAGGACGCGCAGACGUCGGCAAUAGAGGCCGCCUCGCCCGGCGCCGUCGAGGAGGAUGAGUUCGAGCCCAGCGACUAUGACGAGGCAUCGCUCGCCGAGUCGACGUCGGUGGGCUCGAGCUAUCGUCAUGGGCGCUACCCCAUCCCCAACGAUGAGACGGAGCAGAACCGCGAAGACAUGCUGCACGCCAUGAUGCUCGAGGUCACCAACGGCAGGCUAUUCUACGCUCCCAUUGGCGACCACCCGCAGAAGAUUCUGGACCUGGGCACGGGGACGGGCAUCUGGGCCAUCGAGGUGGGAGACCAGUAUCCCAGCGCCGAAGUCACCGGCCUCGACUUGAGCCCCAUACAGCCGGUCUGGGUCCCGCCCAACGUCAAGUUCCUCGUCGACGACGUCGAGGACACCUGGCUCAACGGCGACAACAUCGAUUUCGUGCAUCUGCGGAACAUGAUUCCGAUCCUCAAGUCUCCAGUGAAGCUGCUCAAGGACGUCUACGAAAAUUUGAAGCCCGGCGGGUGGGUUGAGCUCCAGGAUGUCGACGGGGCCGUCCAUUGCGACGACGGCACGCUCCCUGACGACUGGCCUGUACUCGUGUUCUGCAACCUGAUGGUUGAGGCGUUCGCCAAGCUAGGUACAACCUCCCAUGCUGCCGCCUUCGGCGGGAAAUAUCUCGAGGAGGCAGGCUUUGUAAAUAUACAGCACCACACGGCGAAGCUCCCGUACGGGACGUGGCCCAAAGACAGAACCAUGCGGUUGGUAGGUCUAUACUAUCGCACGGCAGCCGAGGACUUCUUCCCAGCCAUGGGCGCGAUACAGAUGCCCCUCCUUGGUUGGUCCCAGGCGGAGAUGGAAGUCUUCUUUGCACAGUGCAGAGCAUGUAUGAGGGAUGAUAGCGUACACGCCUACGGCUUGAUGCACUUCUGGAGCGCGCAGAAACCCCCGAGCACCACGUGA